CAGUAAUUCCUCUGCAUGCCUGUCUCUCUGUUGUCUCUAUGCCUGCCUGUCUCGUUAGUCCUGAUCCCUCUCACCUGUGUUGCUCCCGCCUGCUCGUUAGUCUCUGGUGUAUAUGUGUUUGGUGUUUCUGUUCAGUCCCCGUACGGUCAUUGUAGCUUGUCGUGCUCUGUCUCAGUUAUUAUCGUGUGUAGUUGUGUUCUGUGUCCUGCCCUGCCUCAUUUGGAUCGUACUUUGUUGGAUUAUUCUGUUGGAUUACUGUGUUCUUUUUGGAUCGUUUAUCUUGGUUUCUUUGGACUCAGCCACUCAACUAACUCGAACACGUCGAACCAACUGUGGUCUGUGGAGAACACUGUUUCUAACCUGACUGAAUCCAUGAGCGCAGUGCAGCAGCUCACCAAAGAUGCAGCCAAAGACGUUCACCGCCUGAAGUUCGCUGUGGAGAGCAACAAGGACCAGCUGACCUCAGUGUCGGAGGAAUUGAAGCAGCUGUCAGCUCUGGACUCUAUCAGGAGGUCGGUCGCGAUGCUCAAAUGUUCCCUCGAACGCAUCAUCCACAAUAGUUCAGUGGUGGACGGCUGUUGUCCUCUGGAGUGGGAUAUUUUUGGCACCAGCUGUUAUUUCUUCAGUCAGACAACUUUGUCCUGGGACAAAGCCAGAGACUGGUGCAGUGCACACGGCUCCCACCUGGUCAUACUCAACAGCGACGAUGAGUGGGCCUUUGUGACCCGCCACACCCUGGGUAUCUUCUACUGGGUGGGUCUGACCGAUGAGAGGACGGGAAGGUGGGAGUGGGUCAACCAGACGCCGUACAUCAUGAACCGGAGGCGAUGGGCUCCCGGUCAGCCCGACAACUGGAACGGUCACGGCCUGGGCCCUGGUGGCGAAGACUGUGCUCACCUGUUCCCCGAUGGUCGCCUCAACGACCAGCACUGCUCCAUCAAGAUGCGCUUUGUCUGCCAGAAACACAGCCUUCAUGUCUAGACCCACACGGCGUUCACCCUGCUGUACAUCGUAACCGGAGCACCACAAACUGAUCAGCUCUGACCCUCAUCAGUUAAAAACAAGAACAGAACAGUGGAAGGUGAACAGCCGGAUUAUUCCUAACCCAUUAUAGAAAUUAUGAUUCUACAAAACCGUUGUAAAUCAACCCCUUUUUAUUUUCUAGUUGACAGUUUUUUAAACUGUAUUUUUUUUAAUAUUUCCCUUCUGCAUGUUGCUUUUCUGUAAAGGUUGAGUUGCCCUGUUGUUGAAAUGUGCCAAAGAAAUAAACCCGCCUUGCCUCUUGCUGUUAUAUGUGCUGACAGACUGGAUAACGUCUCUGAUGAUCUGCCAAUAGAAACUCAAAGACAAAAUAAAAACAAUACAUUUGUCUGCUCGGCUACAUAUCCCACAGGAAGCAUUUCAAUAUAAAAGC
Molecule: messenger RNA, 1414 nt
Organism: Micropterus dolomieu (smallmouth bass)
Lineage: Eukaryota; Metazoa; Chordata; Actinopteri; Centrarchiformes; Centrarchidae
Product: C-type lectin domain family 10 member A-like
Exons: 7
Coding region: 16-981 (321 amino acids)
Molecular function (GO): signaling receptor activity
Source: RefSeq, a predicted model, not a curated record